UUAACCAAACCACCCAGCAGCCGCCGUCGCCGCCGCUCGCCGAAGCAUUGCCUCCGACGAAUCCCCACCUCCGCCGUCAUCCUGCUGCUAUACAAUCCCACCUCCACAUGCCCUCCAGCCAUCGCUGUAUCAUUCCCGGUUCGUUACCGCAUCUGACGACGAAGGCCGAGCGAAUCCCCACCUGCCCGCCAUCCUUCGUCUCCUCGUGGUUCGCGGAGCUGGGUUGCUGAGCCUGCUACUCUCUCUCGGGUUAGUUCUGUUCUUCGGUCUCUCGGAUUCGAUUCAGUCCUGCAGAGGAGAACCAGCAGUGCUCGGAGUUCUUUGGGCAACUGGAUCGAUUCAAAGUCUGAACCUUUUUGGGGAGUGGCGUAAUCGGAGUCGGAUUUCCGUCACAGAAUCAGCUCCCAGCAGAGGAGGGGAGGCCACCCAUAAGUACACCCAAGAGCCUGCCUGGCCGUGCUCUCCGUGUGGCCCAUCCAGGAUUGUAACCUUCCAACAAGCAAUUGUUGUUCUGAAAGAGCCGAUUUAUUAUCUCCAAUGGGUGGUACUGUAGCGUAUCCAAGAUUUCGAGUCUAGCCAUCCACCGGAGGAAUCUGCGUUCUCUGGUCUUCAUCAGAGUGCCUAAGCUGCUAGGUCGACAAAAUUCCUCAAAGUAGAUAUACAUGGACCACCGAUGGAGGUUGCAGUUGCCGAAUUACCAGUGCUGCCACAAGAUGUCCUGAUGUCCAUAUUUGCACACCUGGAGAUCCCUGACCUGAUGCGUGCCAGCUCCGUCUGCUCCUCGUGGCGCUCCGCGUAUUCCAGCCUGCGCAACCUUGAGCAGUACCAGCAGCGCCAGACGCCGUGCCUCUUAUACACAUCUGAAUCUGCUGGUGAAAGCAUUGCGUGCCUCUACAGCCUCUUGGAGAAGAGGUCAUACAAGUUGACUCUCCCGGAGCCACCUAUUCGCAGCAGGUAUCUGAUUGGGUCAUCAAAUGGCUGGCUGGUUACUGCUGAUGAGAGAUCCGAGAUGCAUAUUCUCAAUCCCAUCACAUGUGAACAGAUUGCUAUCCCGUCGGUGAUCACCAUCGCACAUGUGACUCCUGUUUUUGAUGAAAGAGGUGCCUUAUGUAAGUACAUUUCCUCUCGUGACACAGCGGAGCACCGUAGUACCACCGGCCCUCAACCCGUUGAUCUUGGCGAGCUGCAACACUACCUCCAGAAAAAGGCAUUUGUAUUUUAUGAUGCAUCUGCAGGAGGCUAUAUCAUGGUGCUUAUUCACAAUCCAGAUGGGCAGCUCUCAUUUGCUUGGUUAGGAGAUGACAAGUGGACCUGGCUGAAACCACAUUGUUUUUUUCAAGACUGCUUGUACAAAGACAGUAAGUUAUAUGCAGUGACAUUGCUAGGAGAAAUUCACGUCUUCGAUCUCAGAGGCCCUGUGGUCGCAGCAAAGGUAAUUACAGGCUGUGCAGAUAAUUACAGUUGUCGAACAAUUUACAUUGUUCAGGCUCCAUGUGGGGAUCUGAUGCAAGUUUUUAGAUCCCAAGAUGUGGUUCAUUAUGAUCCACGUGCUGACAAUGCAACACAUGUGCACUAUACUGAUGGGAUAAAAAUAUUUAAAGUUGAGAUUGUGGCUGAAAAGGUUAUGGAAAUAAAUAGCUUGAUGGAUCAUGUGUUGCUGGUUGGGCUGAACCAAUCACUUUGUCUCAGUGCUGAAGAAUACCCACAGUUGAAGGCCAACACCGUCUACGUUGCUGACGACCACGAGUAUCUAAACUAUUACAAGAAUAACCGCCGUGACAUUGCAGCUUUUGACUUGACACAUAACAGUAGUGAGGAACUUGACUCCCCUCAGCUUUGGUCCAACUGGCCUACUCCCAUAUGGAUAACCCCCAGUCUUACAAAAUGGCAUCCAACAUUGGACAGACAAUGAGUUUUCUUCAUGUCCAGAUAAUGAAAAACACACAACUAGUUUGGAGAUGGAGGUCUUCACAUAAAUGGCCAUAGGACAGGAAGAUCAUGAUGUUUUUGGCAUCUUCAUCAGUACUUUGAUGGAGAAUUAUGAGGGCAUGUUACUGCCUUUUUUGCUUGUCUAUGUUUAGUUUAUUCUUCUUUUGACUCUAGCAGCACCCUAUUUUCUGUUAUCUUUCACUUUGCUGCAUCAGUUAAUGAUCCACGGUGAGCAUCAAUACAUUUCCUCACACUGGCCCUUUCUCCAGAAAAUAUGAUAAGCCAUGCGGGCAACGUUCCGAGAAUAUACAUCUCUACGGCUGAAUUUCUUGAAAAGGGGAAUUAUCUUUUCACUUCAUUAACCAUAUUUUAUUUAUGCAUUAUCAUUGGUACAUUCCUGCAGUCAGUGCAAUCUAGAUAGAUGUAACAGAGGCACCUACUUAUGGUGGCCCCAUCAAUCUAUCCCUAUCUUGCUCUGUUUGCGCUGUAGUUCCAAACUGCAGUUAACUGUGUAAGCAAGAAGAAGGCUGCAAUGUAGGCAAGUGAUUCGUCUAUUCUAUUUGCUGUGAAAAUUAUUAUUGAAGUAAUCCAUCAAUGCACUCUUCUUUAUUAAUACGGCAAUCGAUUGUAUGCUUUUAGCCCUAUUGGAGAACACUCAUUUUAAACACAGGGAUAGUUGAUCAUUGACUUCAAGCGAUCUUGCUUAAUGUAGUGAAUGCUAUUGCACGACUCCACACUGUGGUGCAAGCCUGAUGUUGAAGAUAUUCAGAAGGCGAAACAAUCAACCUAAAGGAUCUGAUCCUUCAGUUUUAAAGAACUUCGCAAAUCACUCAGUUAUGGCAGAGGCUUGUGAUUGCUCACCAAGUCUUCAACCAUCACAGCACAAGCAGAAAGAAUCCAUAUUGCCCUCGGUAUUUGGUUCAGAAUAUCAGUAAAAGUGGAAACCCUCAGAUGUGAGGUGCAAGAAUCUGAGACGAGUAGGUUCGAUGCUGCUGAUCUUGCAAUGUGAAACAGGAGAAGUUUGAGCCAGAAGGAUAGACCAAUGAUGUUCUGCGGCUUUGGCCCUUGGUCUUUCUUUUGGCCUGUAAAACUUUUUCUAUUUUUUUAGGGGCAACCUUUUCUAUCUUUUCAAUAUAUUGAAACGCAAGCUG
This is a messenger RNA of Triticum aestivum (bread wheat), 3080 nucleotides long. Its product is annotated as F-box only protein 7. The transcript has 2 exons. Bases 674 to 1912 code for a protein of 412 amino acids. Gene Ontology annotation, molecular function: protein binding. Lineage: Eukaryota; Viridiplantae; Streptophyta; Magnoliopsida; Poales; Poaceae. The record is from RefSeq and is a predicted model, not a curated record.